Molecule: messenger RNA, 1524 nt
Organism: Trematomus bernacchii (emerald rockcod)
Lineage: Eukaryota; Metazoa; Chordata; Actinopteri; Perciformes; Nototheniidae
Biological process (GO): positive regulation of phosphatidylinositol 3-kinase/protein kinase B signal transduction; positive regulation of protein autophosphorylation; positive regulation of cell population proliferation
Cellular component (GO): membrane
Molecular function (GO): platelet-derived growth factor receptor binding; growth factor activity
Source: RefSeq, a predicted model, not a curated record
CCCACCUUCACAACCCAUCUCCCCCAAAAACUCACGCCUCCAAAGCAGAUUUGCACCGUCACGACGACCUGAAACACAACCAGCAUCACAUCAAGAAGCCCCUGGUGGGGGAGGGGAGGCAGUGGCAACAUGGCGGCUACACCCAGCUGGUGCAUUGGACACCAGUUCACCCUAAAAUGGAGGUAGAGGGUCGGGCGUCUGAAGCCCGGAGCGUCACCUCCAUCGGGAGCGGAGAGGAAGGUGGAGCUAAUCAUAAUAAAGGAGAUCCAAUGGAGAGGAGGCAGAUAAUGCACCUUCAGUCAGACGCCCCGUCUCCACCCGAAACACCAACACACCCUCCAAGAUUAGAGGGAAAACCCACCGUUCCUAUGACAACGAGUCAGAAAACGGUGGUGGUGGGAAGUGUGAAAAACAACGAGAGGGAAGAGAGUGGGUCGGCUAACAGUGGGGGGUCGGGUGGAGCUGAGGUGGCGAAAGAAAAAGACUUAAAAGAGACGAGUGGAGGAGAUGUAACUUUAACGGAGGAGGAGGAGAGGAGGAAGAAAGUUCUGGAGAUGAUUCAGACGGAGCCUCAUCUUCAUCCUCAUCUUCCUCAGCGGAGACCAAAGCCCGAAGCGGUUAAAACAGCCCUCUCCUCCUCGCACCCCCCCUCCGCCCCCCCGCCUCCUUUCCGCCCCGCCUCGCCUCGACGCCGGAGGAAACAUCGAAAACGCAAACGCAUCAGCACGGCCGCCAUCAGAGCCAUGAUCAUGUAGAGCUGCAGGAAAUGGUGAAGCGAACCCAAAGUGAGCAUCAUUGCACCGAAGGAAUCUGGAGAGGAAACACGGGAUUCUGGGAAAAGACUGAAGACGAACGCUGCUGUCUGUUUCCGGGCGGAUUUCAAGAGAGUCGUCCAGCUUCAUGGAUUUAAUAAAGUGCAAUCUUAUGAACUCUUUGGAACGGAGGUCACACUAAACACUGGAUUUAAUUUGUGUGAGCCACAGAUCCCAUUAGCGUGGGUCGAUGCUAGACUGGAGUCUGCAGCCAUUGAUUGGCUGUUUAAACACUUCUAGCUCAACUUCUGAUUGGUGCACAGACGGAGAACUUGACUUUUACUCGGACUGAGAAGUCAGAACUGAAACUGGAAACGUGGAGAGCUGGAUUUCUACACUGGAGACGGGAAGGUGCAGCUCGACGCCAAACAUUACUGUAAUCCUUUAACUUUAUUUACACUGGAGUAGCCAAACACUGUCCGAUAGAGAAUACUCUGUUCUGUAGCUUCAUGUACUGGAAAUAUUAAUAACCUGCUCAUUUUGUACUACUGCCAGAUAGAGAGGUGCAGGGAUGACGUAUUUCUGUAGUCAACCCUGAAGGCAGCAUCUUCCUGGUUCCCGCCACAAAAAACCAACAGGGAAUUUUCCACAUUAACACAAUUGUAUGAUUUCUGAAGUAAAAAGCUAACGUUGGGCUAUAAAGGAACUACAGCACGGUCACAUUACUUCACGUCACCACCGCUAAGCUAAAUGUGGCUAAUGUUGGGCUAUA